AUGGCUGUGGACCGCUUCCACUUGCAUUCGAUCAUUCUGCAAGAACUCCAAUUGUGGGACGAAGCAAACACCUUGCUAGAAAGUGAUGUCGGGAAGUCGAUCUGUUCAGCCAGUCUUGUAUGUAAUGAGACUCACAGGGAAAUCUGGCGCAAACGUGGUCUGUACAAGGACGAGGGGGAACGAGCUCAAGAGAAGAUCAAAAACAAUGACUGGAAUUGGCUGGAGUUUAUUUCAGUAAUCGAUGCUUCAGUGCAAGGGCCCAAUGUUAGCGAAGAGGGAAAGUCAGAGUGCUUCGAGAACAUUGCGAAAACACGCGACCUCCAUCAAUAUCAAUGUGAGCAACUCUCAUCUACUCUGACAUUGCUAGCACUAACGCAAGCCAUAAUGCAGAACAGCGAGAAAACAACCUUGACAAAAGCCAACGACGUCUAUCAUUUCUCUCCCCUCCCUCGCCAGUGCGUGCAUGCAUACAUCUAG
This is a messenger RNA of Suillus plorans, 477 nucleotides long. RefSeq lists its product as uncharacterized. NCBI's taxonomy places the organism in Eukaryota, Fungi, Basidiomycota, Agaricomycetes, Boletales, Suillaceae. The transcript has 3 exons. The record is from RefSeq and is a predicted model, not a curated record. Bases 1 to 477 code for a protein of 158 amino acids.